This is a messenger RNA of Aspergillus sclerotioniger CBS 115572, 1524 nucleotides long. Its product is annotated as Zn(II)2Cys6 transcription factor. Bases 1 to 1524 code for a protein of 507 amino acids. Gene Ontology annotation, molecular function: DNA-binding transcription factor activity, RNA polymerase II-specific; zinc ion binding. NCBI's taxonomy places the organism in Eukaryota, Fungi, Ascomycota, Eurotiomycetes, Eurotiales, Aspergillaceae. The record is from RefSeq and is a predicted model, not a curated record. The transcript is spliced from 4 exons. Gene Ontology annotation, biological process: regulation of DNA-templated transcription.
AUGGUCUACUGUGGCAAACCAAGCACUGCCUGCGACCGCUGUCGGCCCCGGCGUUUAAAGUGCGAUCGAUCAACUCCCUCGUGCUCCCAGUGCAUGCGGGCCCGAGUCCCAUGUCCAGGCUACCGGGACACCUUAGACCUGAACUUCCGUGACCAGAGUGACGAUGUUAUUCGCAAAGCAAAACAGCAGAGUCACAGGAGAUCAGUCGUGACAGCAAAAUCCAAUCAGCAAGUCGUUAGGAGUGCUCCGUUGCUGAGUUUCGGAUUACGUCCGCCGCCGGAUGAGCUGGCCAAAGGCUACUUUUUCACCAACUUCGGUGGGUGCCACAUGCCAUACCUGCUGAUGAAGUCGAAGCAUUCUUUGGAGUGCAGCAUCAAUGCGGGCCUGACAGCAGUGGGACUCGCAGCCCUGUCCAAUCUCCACAUGUCGCCCCGGUUGAUGCUGGCUGCACGACGGCAUUAUGCCACAGCUCUAUCGCAGACCAAUCACGCGCUCGGAGACGCCUCUUCAUUCCGCAAGGAUGAGACCUUGGCAGGUGUGGCCCUGCUUAGUACGUUCGAACUGGUCACUUGUGGCGAUGGCUCGUUCAUCGAUCGCUGGGCGAAGCACAUGGAUGGCGCAGCAAAGUUGAUUGAAUGCCGAGGUACGAGGCAGUUGAAAAGCGCAGAGGGACUGCAUCUAUUCACAGUGCUGCGUAGUCAGAUCGUGAUCAGCAGAGUCUACGAAGGAAGAUAUACGUCUUCCAUUCUAACGCACCUGACUGAAGAGGCCCAGAAGUACCGGAGUCCCAAUUUCCAGGUUCUAGACCAACUUGGUCUCGCAAUUAUACGGGUCUGCAACUUCUGCGCAGCCGUCAGAGAUGGAACCAUCACUCAGCCAGGCGAGAUUAUCCGCUCAGCCCUUGGUCACAAUGCAGACCUCGUGUCGAUCUUACUCUCAGUCCCGGACUCGUGGACAUAUAGCACCGCAGAGCUCCCGGAGUUCAAACAAGAGCGGACAAUGCACGCCGUCUGGGGUGACAAAUUCCACCUCUAUCGCAACUUGACCGUCAGUACCGCGUGGAAUAAUUAUCGUUCCGCCCGACUGAUUCUCCAUGAGCUUAUAAUCAGCACAGUCGAAGCCUGCUCGUCGAACAUUAUCGAUGAACAGACCCGAGAAAUCCUUUUGAAUCAAAGCCAGAAAACGUCUCGUCAAAUUGUCCAGGAUAUCUGUGCCAGUGUGCCCUAUCAUUUUGGGACAACUGCUGGGGAAACCACCCCAACAAUGUCAGGCGGUAUUACUAUAGUGUGGCCGUUAUUGGUCACUGCUAAUUCUAGGUUCGCAUCACCUGAGCUUCGAGAAUGGGUGAUGAGCUGCUUGGACCGAAUUGGUCAUUACUUGGGAAUCAAUCAGGCGUUGGCUUCCGCCCGGUUGCUCCGGGAUGGGAUGGAAACGCGAUCGUGGGUGUCGUCGGAAUAUGACCGUUCGUCUCGAGCUCCGUCGUUAUGGUGUGUCUUAAACGGUGGCAAAUCUAGUUGGGGGUGA